This is a messenger RNA of Gymnodraco acuticeps, 683 nucleotides long. RefSeq names its product tetratricopeptide repeat domain 36 (gene ttc36). The transcript is spliced from 3 exons. Gene Ontology annotation, biological process: cilium assembly. The record is from RefSeq and is a predicted model, not a curated record. The coding region runs from base 56 to 619 and encodes 187 amino acids. Lineage: Eukaryota; Metazoa; Chordata; Actinopteri; Perciformes; Bathydraconidae. Gene Ontology annotation, molecular function: protein binding.
CUGUAGUUCAGUUGUCUUGAUUUCUGUCUUUGUUUUCUUCACAUACAACAGAAAGAUGGCCUCGGCACAUGACAGAGCUGUACUCCAGGCUAUAUUCAGCCCCACCAGCCCCUUAGGAGAUGUCCCCGGCCUGAACCAAGAGGAGGAAUUAAUUGAUGAUGACAGUGGCUUUGACACAGAGUUGCUGAAGCAAGUGAAAGAGUUGGAGAUGCGGGGUGUCUCUGCUGCAGAGGCUGGGGAUUUGCAAGCUGCACUUCAAGAGUUCAGCCAGGCAAUCCAGAUCCUGCCUCAGCGAGCCUCAGCCUACAACAACCGGGCCCAGGCCCUGCGGCUGCUGGGGAACACAGCAGGAGCUCUGGGGGACCUGGACCGAGCCAUCUCUCUGAGCGGCAGCACUGGACGGACGUCCUGCCAGGCGCUGGUGCAGAGAGGCCUCCUACGUCGGUUGGACUGCCAGAAUGAUGAAGCCAGGGCAGAUUUCGAAAAAGCGGCUGCACUUGGAAGUGAAUUUGCUCGACAACAGGCUGUGGUUCUCAAUCCCUAUGCAGCCCUGUGCAACAAAAUGCUUUCAGAGGUGAUUGACAAACUACGAAACCCUCAAGUGUCUGGGACUCUAUAGUUAUUGGAGACAAUGUGUUUGGUGUACACGUUUUUUGAUUAAUAAAAGAACAUUUUACAGUUUA